Messenger RNA from Musa acuminata AAA Group (dessert banana), 2921 nucleotides. RefSeq lists its product as uncharacterized. The transcript has 11 exons. NCBI's taxonomy places the organism in Eukaryota, Viridiplantae, Streptophyta, Magnoliopsida, Zingiberales, Musaceae. The record is from RefSeq and is a predicted model, not a curated record. The coding region runs from base 1734 to 2051 and encodes 105 amino acids.
UGUGCGCUACUUCUCCGGUAUGGGGUGGACCAAAGAAGAAGACCACCCAACCUGUCUCAAAGUUUUACAAGUGGAGGACUUCGAUUCAGGGAUGCUUAUUUAUCCGACGGUCGCGCGUUUGUAGCCGAUCGAUCUCUUUCUUUCGUCAAACCAAAAAAAAAAAAGAAAAAGGAAGAAGAAGAAUAGGCAAAGAACAGAUGGAAGGAAGAAAAAUAGGUGGGAAGGUGGAGUAUAGAUCGCGGUAACGUAGGCCGCUCGCUCACCAAAGAUUGGAUGCAGCCGAAGUCAUGUGCCGGAAAACAUACCUUUACCCUUCUAUUUACUCGUUUCUUCAAGACACGAUAAAGCAAGCACGAGUUUGGGUGGCUCAGCUCAGUCUUCGUACUCAUCAUAUCGACUCUUUUCUUUGUCCAUGACAAACGCUCACGCGUGCUUUGCACCUCUUAAAUAAUUGCCAAUGACAUAAGAUUGGUUUGGCACAGCUUUCUAUCGGGAGGUGUCGAGGACAUAAGAUCAUAAGAUUAUGUUUCACUUAACCUUCGGAUGCAAUUGCGAUUCUCGACAAAAGGUCGUAUUUUCAUGACUUUCUAAUGAAAUGCAUCGCGCCGCCCCAAUCUCCCUUCAAAUGUCACAUGUCGAGCUAAACCAUGUUCCAAGUCCCUCUUAAAUUAUUUUCCUUCACGGUUGUCAUCGGCAUUAUGGAGGACUUACGCUUAGGGAAGAAUCGAACGCCACCAGCCGCCUCGGAGUGAAUCCAUCAUUUCAUUUAUUGGACUUCGACGAAUUCUUUUUCCUUAGGGAUUUUUAUUUGUGAAUAACUUGAUGGUAUCGUGUUGGACGAUGACCUACUGGAUGCCCCUUUAUCUGCAUUUCCCAGCAUUUCUGCUUCCUCACCAAGAAUACAUCCUUCGACAACUCAUCUGCAAGCCAAGGAGGGAAGAUAUAUUGCUGCCAACAGCAUUCAUUCUUGAUUUCCGCUUUCUACAAGUUUCUUUCUUUUGAGUAGGUGACUACCUGAUCUCCCCUGUUACCACCAACUCUCUUGGUUCGAUUGCUUCCCCUGCUCUGCUGCCCUUCCGAUAAUGUUUUUGCAAAUGUUGUUGCAUCACGACAAUACCAUGCUCUGGCUUCCAAGGCUAGUGAUGCUUUUUACAAAUUGACUGAUACAAAAUCUCAUAUUUGGGCUUAUGUCUUUGAUGAGCUACUGUGCCAAAGGUCAAUAUGGAUAUGUGAUGCUUUCGAGCAGAAGAAUGAUAUUACAAAAGCUGUUGUAGAGGAGCUCGAAAAUGUUAUGUCGGCUUAUGGCUAUGAAAUUGUGCAGACAACAAGUGUUGACAUUGAGCUUUGGCCAUGUCAACAAUUAAUGCAGAAAUCUGCUAACGAUAGAGGGUAUAAUUAAGGAGAAGGAGAACCUGUAUUGGCUGUGAAUUCUCCACUGAUUUCUGAACCAGCACCAGUGAGUGGACUUAAUCUCAACUUUGGACAAGGAGGAAUCAUCAAAAUUAGGUGAUAUUGCACUGGUCACUUCACACGUAAGUCAAGCAAUCAUAGAAUCCACCUCAUCAAAAGAAACUAACAAUGGUAUAGAAGAGCAGGCUGCUACAAAGGCACAGGCAGCCUUCCGUGGUUAUCUGGCAUGCAGGGCCUUUCGUGCCCUGAAAGGUAUUAUCAGGUUGCAGGCGCUAAUUCAUGGGCAUCUGGUUAGAAGACAAGCUGUCGCAACUCUACAUGCUAUGGAGGGAAUUGUCAAGUUACAAGCAGUAGCCCAGGGAAGAAUUGUUAGAUGUACCUUUACUGGACUUAAAGUUGCUAAGAGUUCAGUCAAGCGAAGACUGUGGUUUCAGAAGAUUUUGUCCAAAGAAAUACAUGAUGGUGUGGGUGAUGAUACUGCAGAACUAGGCCAGCCAUCUUCUAGUCCAAGUGAAACAUCACAGAACAAUUUAAAGUCAAAGGUGCUAUUUAUCAGCAGUCACCCGUGGGGGAGCAGAGGAGCAUUACGAGGCAGCGCACACAAGCAAUUAGGAGGAGGAGAGCCUUCAGAGGCCGUGUGAGACGGUGGUGCAGGUGGCGCCAACGCAAGCAGAAAGGCCGGCGGUGGAGCUCUUUGUUGCUGCUACUGCCUGCUCGUGGUAAUUAAGAUGGAUACGGCUUUGUCGGCACCAAGAGAACUUUCACAGGCGGACGAUCUGAGGGAUCGUUCGAACGAGGAGAGUUGUUGAAAUGUCAAGGCGAGGCAGUUUAGUGAUGGCAACGGUCGAGCGGCAAAGCCCCGUCCCAUUCAAUUGGCUAAUGCUCUGUCGCCGCCUGCUUUCUUCUGCUGUGAGAUUAGGUAGGCAUGCAUGCAGGCAGGCGGAUGACGAGGACAUUUAUGUAUGGGAUUGGACAAUUUGUUCCCCACCGCAUUGAAGAAGACCACCCACCGAAACACGUCGAGUCGCCCUGCUCCAACAUAAAGUUACACGACCAUUCCAUGAUCAUCUACACAAAGUGGCCCCGACAUCGAAGAUGCUUCUGUAAUCCCACCGCUAAAGCUGCUGUCAUCCUAUUGACAAAAUCUUAAAUCGAGAUCUCAAAUCGAUUGCAAAGUCAUCCAUCCAUCCUUCACAUCAGAGUCCCGCUUGGGAGAUCAGGGGUUCCAUCAACGUACGCAAUGGUUUGUUGUUUUCUUCUUGGAUUGAGAUCGCAACACGUGGUUGCCUUUUAAUCUCAAGGGAAUAGGGAUGAUCAGAACCGAGCCGGAGAGCCACCGUUCCGAGGAGUUACGAAUGAGUCUAUAACUAGGCGACUCUGCUGAGCCUGCAAGUCCGCCCCCGCCCUUGUUUUGGUGGGUAGGCCAAGCAAGAUGUGCGAUAGCCAGGUUGCAUAGUUCCUCCUCCCACUCCCUCCAUCAACCACCACCUUAAUGAGAUUUAUUAUUGUUA